Molecule: messenger RNA, 240 nt
Organism: Verticillium dahliae VdLs.17
Lineage: Eukaryota; Fungi; Ascomycota; Sordariomycetes; Glomerellales; Plectosphaerellaceae
Product: multidrug resistance protein
Exons: 1
Coding region: 1-240 (79 amino acids)
Biological process (GO): transmembrane transport
Molecular function (GO): ATPase-coupled transmembrane transporter activity
Source: RefSeq, a predicted model, not a curated record
AUGGUGUCUCUUCUUAAGCGGUUCUAUGAUCCGAUGAGUGGUCGGAUCACCAUUGAAGGCUCACAAGAUAUUGUCGAUAUUAAUCAUCGUCGCGCUGUUUCUCUCAUGCAGCAAGAGCCCGCACUGUUCCAAGGCACCAUCAGAGACAACGUUUCCCUGGGGGUCGGCCAGGAUGACAGCGGGGAGAUAACCAUCGAUGACACUACCAUCAAAACCGCUCUUCGCGCUGCUGACGCCUAG